Molecule: messenger RNA, 5542 nt
Organism: Homalodisca vitripennis (glassy-winged sharpshooter)
Lineage: Eukaryota; Metazoa; Arthropoda; Insecta; Hemiptera; Cicadellidae
Gene: flz
Product: serine protease filzig
Exons: 8
Coding region: 269-3661 (1130 amino acids)
Biological process (GO): proteolysis
Molecular function (GO): serine-type endopeptidase activity
Source: RefSeq, a predicted model, not a curated record
GACUGAACACUGAGUCAGUAGGCCACGAACCUUCGCCGGACACUCAUUUACGCCCCAGUGCAAAGACUAAUGUGAGGAUACCCUAUGGGAGUGAGCAGUGCCCCCGCCGACAUUAUCGGUUCAAGUGUACAUCACAGGGACGCGGACACCUGUUAGAACGACAGCCGCUAGCCGCUACCGGGACUUCUCACCUCUCCCACAGAAUCAGCGCCCACUCCACAGCAGCCGCAGCCGUAGCCGCAGCAGCAAGCCGUUACUCUCUGGAAGUAUGACCGCUCUACUCAUCUUGGUCUCGGCCUCCGUAUGCUCAGUCUCUGCUUUUAGUGCUCUUUACUCCGACCAGGCGGCCGCACCGGUUCAAGGAAAAAAAUUUGGAGGUUACCGAAUAGUGCCAAAGACUUGUGUGGACUCAACAUCAAGUGGCAAAGGAAGGGGCGUGUGCAUGUUCAACUAUGAGUGUGCACAGAGAGACGGGCAAGUGGUCGGAUCGUGCAUGGACGGUUUCCUGUUCGGGGCUUGUUGCAAGCUACCACCAGGCUCCAUCUACCACGGUGUCAGUGUUGAGUUACCUUCCUCUUCACCCUCCACUACAUCUCUCAAACCUGUAGACCACAAUAUCCAAUCUGCAAAGCCCAUCACACUUCACCCCAUCGGUGAAACUAUUCUUCUCCAUAAAAAUGGCUCUGUUGUUGUAGACCAGAAUAGCCCUGAAGAAUUCAAUUUGCUAAAAAAGCCACAGGAAGGCUCCACACUUCCAGAAGUUAGUACUUUCAGUUAUAUUACUGCUCCUGGCAAUUACUUAUCACCUGACAAUAAUCUCUAUACUAAGACUGAAGAUGACAAUUUGUCUAAGUGGACAACAAAACACCCAAAAAAUUCUAGUACAUACUCACAAGCCAUGUCUAAAACAACUCAAGUGUUGGAAUUUGAAAUGGUUACUCCUUCUAUGCAGGGUACAACUCGUCAUGACGAGGAAAACUUUCCUUCAACAACUGUUGAAAAUGCAAUGACUAAACCUGUACACUCAACAUUCAGCAACUUACAUUCAACUACUAAAUACCCUUCUUACGUGUACUAUACAAAACCAGCUGCUACAAAGCGACCUCAGAAGCCUGGGUUAGUCACUAAACCAAUAUCUUACACUUCUAGUAACCAACCCCUUAAACCAAAACCAGUUUCUAAUAUCAUUACUCAUCCGACCACUGAGAAGAAUUACAUGACAAAUUCUGUUUUACACGAAGACAAUUUGCUUCUAAUACCAACUAUAAAUAAUAACAAACCUAGUGUUGAAGACGUAACAAAUGCAGCUUCAAUAAACCAUAUACUACACCUACUGAACGAUAGUGAACCUAGCCCAGAGCCAAUUUCAACUCAUGCACCGAGUUUAUCUACAUGGGUUUCUAUCAAUGGAAAACCUGAGAAAACAGAUUCUUCCCUAACUUCUUACACGACUCCCAGUUAUUUUCAACAUGAUAAGUUCAAAGAACCGACUGUGAGUACAACAGUUCAACAUGUUCAAGGGCCUUCCUUCCAGGUAACUCCACAGAUAAACAUUACCCCUAAGCCUCAUGACAGUACUUCACCUGAGCCUCCUCCCACUGUGAUCGUGCUGGGUCCGUUUAAUACUUAUUCCUCUAUGAAGCCCUCUGUAACAACCAAUUAUGGAGAACAGAAACCAUCACAAACUGUGACAGUGCUAUCUCCUUUUCAACACUCCACAGUUGUGACAGUGAAGCCUGAUGGUAGUGUAAUAUCUGUCAAGCCCCCACACACCACGUAUCACCAACCCUGGACUACUCAUUCCCCUCAGGUAACAAUUACCCAUCCCUCAACCAGUGGAUCUCAACAAAUGACCAGACCAGUGCAUUUAAUAACCAAGCCACCAAAACCAUACCCAUCAGUUUAUUCCAGUCACAAACCUAUCUCUUUCACAACUGUCAAACCUGUAACGUAUGUAUCUAAUAAACCUGUAAGCCAUAUAUCGAGCAAACCUGUGUUAAUUACAUCAUCUAAACCUGGAUACCCUGUACAUCAAAACAGGCCAAAUUACUCAUCAUCAACUUCUGUACCGAAUGUUCAAAUUUAUUCCUCAAAUAAACCGUUACAAUCUUCUUAUACUACUGCAAAGCCACAAGUUGCAGAUAAAUUCAAACCUUCUUUAAAUACCCUGAAGCCGAUUUCUAAUCAACCUUCAUCUGAUGAAGAUCCAGCAAACACUUCAAGUCUUCUCGUUGCCUUCCCUCCAGUUAGGGAUCCGAACAUCACACUCCUAAGCUCCCAGCCCGACAAGCCAGACAUACUCACUUCUACUACUCUUAGUGACGAUGAACCAUCCACAGUAAACUUGGUGGAAGAUGACAAUCUCAAUGACAAAGUUCAUAGUUUUGUUGAGAAAAUUGUUCAGUCACUUGAGGGCAACUUUGUUGACCUAGAAAACGUUUUGUUGGAUGGACAAACCAAUUCUAAUGCAACUUUAUCACAAAAACCACUGAAACGUCCUUCAACAGCCUCAACAACUGCCACCAGACCAUCACGACCGACCCGAAAACCAACUAGUAAACCGACAACUUCGACUCAAAAACCACUUGUGUCAAUUACUAAACCUACAUCGAUCAAACCAGAUGUAUCUAUAUACACAAAUCGCCCAACUACAACUGUUCUGCUAUCGACUUACUCCAAACCUUCAGACAAUAGUGAGACAAACAAACCCACUAAAAGACCUACUCCAGCCCCAACGAUAGUUCUUUUCCAACCGAGUUCAACCUCAUCAACAACAAAACGACCUACUCCAACAACAGUUGUUUUAGACAACAUCAGUAUUGUCGAGGAACAAACUGAAGCAACGCCAUCAAAACCGACAACGGAAGUGAACUACAAGAAGGAAUGUGGUGUUAGACCGCUGAUGAAGAAUGGACGGAUUGUUGGAGGGAAGGGGGCUACUUUUGGAGAAUGGCCAUGGCAAGUUCUAGUGAGAGAGGCUACUUGGUUGGGGCUGUUCACCAAAAACAAAUGUGGAGGUGUGUUGAUCACGAGUCGCUACGUCAUCACAGCUGCUCACUGCCAACCUGGAUUCCUAGCAUCAUUGGUGGCUGUGUUCGGAGAGUACGACAUCAGUGGAGAGCUGGAGUCACAGAGGAGUGUCAGCAAGAAUGUAAGGAGAGUCAUUGUUCACCGGCAGUAUGAUGCAGCCACCUUCGAGAACGACAUCGCACUGCUUGAACUUGAAUCUCCGAUAGCUUUCGAUUCACACAUUGUCCCCAUAUGUAUGCCACAAGAUGAUGAUGACUUUACUGGAAGAAUGGCUACAGUCACCGGUUGGGGCAGGCUAAAAUAUGGAGGAGGAGUGCCAAGCGUCCUGCAGGAAGUGCAAGUGCCUGUCAUAGAGAACUCUGUGUGCCAGGAGAUGUUUCACACCGCUGGACACUCCAAGAGCAUCAUCAGCAGUUUUCUGUGUGCAGGAUAUGCCAAUGGCCAGCGUGACUCUUGUGAGGGAGACAGUGGUGGGCCACUGAUGGUGGAACGUGCAGAUGGCCACUGGGUUCUAGCUGGUACUGUGUCUCACGGUAUCAAGUGUGCUGCACCAUACCUGCCUGGCGUCUACAUGAGAACCACCUACUACAAGCCAUGGUUACAAACCAUCACUGGUGUACGCACUACCUGACACUUCCUAUUAAUGUGAUAUAUACUUUACUUCCAAAGACUGUUAAAACAGUAGAUUCUAUGUCCAUAUUGUAUAAAUAUGUAUGUACACACUAUGUGUCUUAGUUAAGAAUUUCAAUCCUGCUUACUUAAAUUUUUUAAAAUUUGAAAACACAAUAAGUAAGCCUUAGAGUUAAUUAAAAUAUUGCAGAAAAUAUUACAGAACUUACAAUCGGUCUAUUCAUUAAUCUAGUACAUUCACAGUGAUAGUUGUUUUCAGCAAGAUAUGGAAGUACUUGAUCAUUACGAUUUCUUCACGCCCUAGAGCUUAGUACAUGUAAAACAUGUAACAGUGCAGAUUUUAGUAAUAUUAUUUCCAAUCGUCUUACACUUCCAUCAUGUUUCAUGACAAAAUAGGUAUGGUAGCAAAUAUGUAGUAGGAUAACAGCAGAGCAGUGAUACCAACACUCACUUGUACAUUUGCUCACACAUGUGUAAAGCUGUCAUCAAUGGAUUCUACAAAUUUUUACUUAUGCAAGAUUUCAAUUGUAGUGGUGUAUGAUGCUAAAAAACCGUUGUCUAUAAAAACUGUUAUAGAUACAUUUUUGAAGCAAAGAAACUGAUAAGAACACUUGAUUAAAAGCAAUUUAUUUUUUAUGUUUUGAGAGAGUGUUUAAAAUUAAUGACUGAACUGAAAGCAAUUUGUAUAUUGCAUUUGCUCUAUCUUGUCUCAGAGUGGUACAGGUUCAAGUAUGAGUGACCACACUAUUACAUUUCAGCAGUCAAUAAAUUCUAUUUUAACUCCAUACAUAUGGAUUCUACACUACACAGUUUUGCAUGCACAUAAGGGCCAUCGUUCACCCAUUCAUUUAAUCUAGUGGUCAAGUAAUCAUAUUACAUAAUGACCUUUGCACGAUUUCAAAUGAGUAAGUUUACAAAGUUUAGUUCUGUCACUGAUACAUAAUACCUAUGUGCUUCAGAUGUGCAUUUAUUAUUGCAUAACAGUGUUGCCUCCAAUAGAAAUUCAAUUUGUUGACUGGUACAAUAUUUUAGUAUAAUAUACUCGAAUAUAAUAUUUGAUACAUUAUUUUAAGACUAUAUGGAUAAAAAAGUAUUGUUAAAUAUAAACAAUACUUAAGAUGCAUGUGAAAUGUAUUUAAAUUUCAUGUUCAACUACAUAUUAGUUGCUGAAUUGAAUGAUAUCUCUUGAUACAUACUUUAGGAAGAUAAAUGUGUAUUAAUAGACCAAAAUUUAUUGUAUCAGUUAUGCAUAAAUUCUUAUGUUUUAUUUAAUAAAAUGGAAAGGUAUUUUCAGUUUCAAGUUAGUAUCCAUAAGACUUUAGGGCAAUAAGAAGAUUGAUUAUUCUGUAAAUAUGUUUAGCUCUCCAGUGCACGUAGCAUACAAUGUAUGUUUACAACUUCUGUGUUCUCCUGAUGAUAUACCGGUUUGUUAUAUGAAUAUUUUGAACUAAACAGUUACACUUAAAAUUAUAACUAAAAUGCAUAUUGUGAACACUAUGUAUAAAUGUAAAAAGUAAACAAUAAGGAAGUAGUUAGGUGGUUGAUUUUUGAUAAAAAUGUCCAGUUUCAACAAACUACUCUAAGCUUCUGUUAGCUAGUUACCAUUGUUGUUUUAAUCAACUUAACUGUUUGCCUAUCACCUUCAAAUAUUUUUUAUUCACUGUUCCUUAUACUGUAUUGUGUCCUGCCUUAUGUAUUUUCCACACUUCUGUUAUUUCAGGAACUAUAAAGCUAUAAUGUAUUUUUAAUUGACAAAAAUUACUGGAAUGCUUUUUGUGUAUCAUUAAUGUUUUGUGUGCAAAUAUACUAUAUAACAUUGUUAAUUUUUUUAUAACUGCAUACAUUAAUAUUAAAACUUAUUAUUGUUCACUAUUUAUGAAAA